Molecule: messenger RNA, 6196 nt
Organism: Cyclopterus lumpus (lumpfish)
Lineage: Eukaryota; Metazoa; Chordata; Actinopteri; Perciformes; Cyclopteridae
Product: flocculation protein FLO11-like
Exons: 5
Coding region: 2045-5596 (1183 amino acids)
Source: RefSeq, a predicted model, not a curated record
GCGUGACACACAUUCAACGAGACAUAUUUGUGUCGAAACACUGCCGGAGUGAGACAUGCACACGAAUGCUAAACGUCUUUCAAAGAAAAAACAUCAACGAUAUUUAAAAAGGUGUGAGAGGCAAAAAAACAGUCGAACCAGUUUGACUGACUGACUCACUGACUGACUGUUUGACUGACUCACUGACUGACGGCCACAACAACAAUCGGCCCGCCGAAUCACCCCACCGCCCUCGGCUCUUGUCAGAUAUUUGGUGCCAGUCGGAAAAACAAUAACGUAAAAAAAAAGAAGAUGAGCGACGGAGAGUGAAAUAUUUAAGGUGGGCCCCGUCGUCACCUCACUGCAUCGUCUGAUCGACAGGCCUCGGACACCAUCCGGUUCACACGUUCGAUACCCCUCCGGUGUGCAGCUCCACGGACUCCACAAACGGAGACGAGUCCGCAUCGUUACGUUAUCUUCUGUCGGUGCAACGAAGCUAUUUGCCCGUCGGUUCGGGAACACAUUCCAAAAGGGGGGUGGGCUCCAUUGGCACUCGGGACCCCCUGAAAAGCCUUAAUAGCAAAAAUGUGGGUUAAAAAAAAUUGGAAUUGGGUCAAAAUGUAGAUCUAUAAAAAUAUAUUUAUAAUUUUUCGCUCAGCAAUUGUCGAUAAAAUAAAAUACUUUUAAAAGCAUUCUAAUGUCCAGCAACUGUGUAUUCACAAAUAGUGACGCAACAACCCUUUUGAAUUUAAUCGUAUUUGAGUCAUAAUAUGGGAACAAAGAGAACAAGUUAGUAGUUACUGUAUAUUGGGAGAUAACGUUGUAAUUCUCUAUCCAGUGCCGGUAUCUGGGUAACUAUAGAACCAGCCAAUGGACAGAAGUUUCCAAAUUUGGAAUAAGGAGGAGAGAGGAGCCGUUUAUGUCCUGUCAAUCACAGUAAGACCCGCCCUAAGGCAUACCCUGCUUUACUAAAUGAACACCAUGCUGUGUUGAAGACUUGAAACUAGAGAUUGAGACCAUAAACUAAUGUUUACAAUGUUUACUGAGGGAAUAAAUCAAGAGAAGUAGAGUCAUUUAUAUAGACUUCUAUGGAGGUUGCCGCCUCAAACUAAUACUAAAGAGGUCAAAGGUCAGCCACGAUGCCCUGGGGAUGUGACGUUUAAGACACUGUUCUUAUUCAUAAAAAAAAACUAAAAAAAUAUAAAUGCUCUAUUACGUCUAGUUCUUUUUUUUUAGAUCCCAUUAAUCAAACCCUAAUCUCUUCAUCUUAUUUGAUUUUUUUUGUCAUGACAUGACAGGACAGGUAGAAUGACUUCACUCAGCUCAUGUUUUUUUAGGACAUGACAUGACAGGACAGGUAGAAUGACGUCACUCAGCUCAUGUUUUUUUAGGACAUGACAUGACAGGACAGGUAGUUGCUCAGUUCUGAUCCCCAGAUGGGUUUUUGUAUAGCUGAUGUCUCAUCUGAAUGGAAAACUGGCAACAUAAUGAUUUAAUAAGGUUUGUGAAAAAAAAAAGAAGAAGGGAGGGAUCGCCUCAUAAAUCACUCAAACAUCAUGUAUUACUGGAGGAAAGCCGCACGGGUCACGUGACAGAAAAAGGUGCGCAUGUUUCUUGUGGGUGGAUGUUUCGCCUGUCAGGGUCACACCUGUCGGGCGGUGCCUCCAGCGGGGUGUCAGUCUCUCACUCACUCUCACUCUCUCUCUCUCUCACACACACACACACACAUUGGGAGGCUUUGAAAACAGGGGACGACAAUGGCGGAGUGUUAAUGCUUCAUUACCGGUCAGAGGACUUCAAAGUAGGACCGCAGAAGGGGGGUUGAGGGGGGGCGACAUGAAGUACACGUGCAACAAGUCCAGAGCUAAACCGUUCAGCCGUUUGAGCCACAGAAGAGCACUUUGUUUACGCUGCUUUCUCUGCCCAACGUCUGGAGACGUUUAGGAGAGGAGCUGUGUCUGUUAGUGGAGUUGUAAAGUUUAGUGUGUCUGUGUGUGUGUGCUUGUGUGUGUGUGCUUGUGUGUGUGUGUGUGUGUGUGUGUGUGUUUCUUUGGGAGCCCGAGUCAUGGCGCUGUCCCAGGUCCAGUGCCUGGACGACAACCACGUGAACCCGCGGACGCACGAGUCCAAACCGGAGUUCCUGUACUGCGAAGACCAGCGGCUCGCGCUGGAGGCGUUCCUGCUGGACGGUCGCGAGGCGCUCGGGAAGUACCUGUGCGCUAGCGGCCUGCGCGGCUUCCUCUCGGACCCGGAGCUGGAGACGCUCGCCGAGGUGGUGGCGCCUUACGACCCGGGCUCGGAGCUCUUUUUCCCGGAGAACGCCGAGGACGACGACCUGCCGCUGUCGCUGCACUACUGGCCCGAGCUGUCGGACACGUCCGUCCCGCAGAUGGACCUGAGCUGGCCGGGCAACAUCUCUUACCGCGGGGUGACGCGCACCGCCGUGUACACGCAGCCGCCACUGGAGGGUCAGGUGCACAUCAAAGAAGUUGUCAGGAAAAUGAUUGCGCAGGCGCAAAAGGUAAUAGCAGUGGUGAUGGAUGUGUUCACCGAUGUCGACAUCUUCAGGGAUUUGUUGGACGCUGGUUUCAAGAGGAAGGUUUCCGUCUACAUCCUGUUGGAACGCACAACUCUACCUCAUUUCGAGUCCAUGUGUCAGAGGGCCAACAUGCACGCCGGGCACCUCAAGAACCUCCGUGUCCGCUGCACAGAUGGAGAAGACUUCUACAGCCGAUCCUGCACAAAGGUCAGAGGUCGAAUGGGACACAGGUUCAUGUUCAUCGAUGGAGACAAAGCUGUGUCUGGAUCAUACAGCUUCACUUGGAUGUCAUCGCGGCUGGACAAAAAUCUCAUCACCGUGGUUACGGGCCAGGCGGUGGAGGCCUUCGACAGGCUGUUCUGCGUCCUCUACGCGACCUCCAGCUCGGUUGACCUCCGGCAGGUCACCACGGAGCCUGAACCCAAACUGGAGCCCCUCCCAGAGCCGGUUCCGGCGGCCGCUCCUUCUGCCGCUAUGGCUAGGAAACUGUACAGCCCCAAAUACGCCCUGCUCGCUUUAAGCAGCCCCAACCCCGUCCCUGCCGACCCCAAAGAGAUCCAGAGUCCACAGACCUCCAAGAACCCGGAAACCAAGCAUGGGAGGCGGAAGACGGCGGGCAAAGAACCUAUCCAGGAGGAUCCUCCCCUCCACCCCGGACUCACCGAUCUAGAGAAAGUGUGUAUGAUGUCGUACCUGCCCACCUGGCCGGAACCCGACCCCGCAAGCGACGUAAUCGGGUUCAUUAACAUUCGCGAUAACAGAAAACAGAAUCAGGUCCAUCAGAGAUCCGAGAUGUUCGAAACCAGCCAAGCGAUCCGGUUUAGCAGUCCGUUCAGCAUGCCGAAGGAAACCCUGCCGGAGGUCGCCACGCUCAGACAGGUCACCGCCAAACCGGGCAACGCAGAGCCUGUGAAGACCAGCGAAGCAGAGCCACCUGCAUCUGGACCGCCGUGUGACUCUGACACGACGGUAACGGCCGCGCACCUGCGUCCUCCAGAUGCGCGCUCGCAAGCUGUUCACGCGCGGCCGCGAGACUCCUGCGAAAUGACCCCGAGCGCUCGCUCUCCCACCGCCAACGACACGACCUCUUCUUCUACUCCUGUCAGCUCGUUUUCGGAAAACGGUCCCGUCUCCGCCGCUACGAGCAGGACCGUCGGUGCCUCUUCUCCUUCGUCCUCUUCUUCCAUUCCCCCGCUCACCUCUUCUUCGACAACACCCAAUCCUCCCCUCACAUCCUCCUCCUCAGCAUGCCCGUCCUCAACCCCUCCCCCCCCCGUCCCUAAACCUCGUACAGUCCAGCUGGUUAUGAAAGGCGCCGUCGCCGGCGAGGGCCAGAAGCUGCCGGAGUUCAGCGUCAUCGGGAAGCUCGAGACGAGCGCGGGGUUCCGCGAAGAGCGCGCUCUAGCGGCCGCGGCACAGGCUUCGGCAGAAAGAAGUGCGCCCGAGACCGCCGGACACAAAGCCGAGUCAGAUGUUGUGAUUGCCGAGGCGCCAAAGGCGGCGAGCGUGAACAUUCGAGAAAUAAUCCCGACAGAUGUCGAGCGCGAGACUUCGAUGUCGACAGACUGCAAAUCGACGUCGCGGACGGAGGGCGUGGUCGCGCUCCAGGCGAAGACGAAGGCCUCAGAAAGAGAAUCGACUGGCUGCGAGUUUUCAGCGAAGGCAAAUGAAACAAGGGAGAGCGUGUCAGAAUGCAAAGCACACCUCGCGAGAGCACACGCACCUCAGACGGUGUCAUACAGCGAGUUGACUGCAAAGGACGUGUGUGCGUUAGAGAUAACGAAAGCUCCGUGUUUCACACCAAGUCUUGCCUUCCAGGAACAAAUCCCGAAAGCGCAGGCGAGCACGCACACGCCUGAAAGACCCCGGCGCUUGCACCUCUACGACACACACGUGCCCGACUUCCGGACGCCGACGCCGGACGGAUUUCUCCCGCCCACACCGGACUCGCGGACGCCCACGCCCGAUUUCCGAACGCCGACAUCCGACGGGUACAUAUCGCCCAAAACGGACUCGGAGGAGUAUUAUGAGUGCAACGACUCCCUUUUACACGAGACGGUUUUUGACCAAGCAUAUUUUCGCAACCCCGGGGCGACGGAGGCCCACGUUAGCUUCACGCACGGCAAUACUCCCAACGCCGCGAGCACCACCUGUGCGGCUACUUUAGGCGUAGCAGACAGCAGUGCCUUUGAGAGUGAAACGGAGAGUUGGUCCGGGUGUAGCGCCUCCUCUUUGUCUUCUUUAAAAGGGACAGCGGCCCAUGAAAAUGUAGUAAAGGAGGGAAAAGAGGAUGAAAGGGGGAGCGUGGACGAGGGAGAUUACCAGGAAACGGAGAGGAGAGCAGACCAUCUUCAACGGGGCGAAGAUUCAACGUGGACAGAAGGGGAGGUCAAAGCCCCGAAGAGAAAGAGGGCGCUGAACCAAUCGGGAGCGGAGAAGCCGGUCGACACGGGAGCGGCUCCUGGAGAAUCGACCAAUGAGAGAACGGCGCCAACGCGGUUGUCCACAGGUGACCUCAAAUUAAGGAAGUCUUCUUCUGAGAGAAAGACACCAGACAAGGAGAAGGCGGAGGAGAGGGAGGCACUAGGACCCAGCGGAGACACUGACGGGCAGAAGCUUUUGCACACGCAACACAAAGCUCCACGAGGACAGCGGCGAGACGGCGAAGCGGCGUCCCCUCCCCGACCGUCCGGACCCCCUCAGCCCCUCUCGAUCACCCAGGCGGAGAGCAAGGCGCUCCACACCGGUUUCCCGAGCGCGGACGGCCGCUCGUCUCCUCGCGAAGUCGCCCACGGCCAGCGGGGCCACGUCUCUCGACAGCCUCCGGCGGCGCAGGGCAGAACGACAGGCGGACCGCCUAGUCAAACCCCUUUCCCGAAAGCCGAGGCCUCCCGGAGCCCGACGGCAUCGCCGAAGGAAGGCCACCAGCAGGAGGGGGAAGGAAAGACCCCGUUUAGCGUCACUUUCAGCCGGCUGUACAGCCUGAAGAACCUGAGGGACAAGGUGAGCAAGCUGCCGGCACAGAGCAAAGGAGGCAGCGCCGGCUCUCCUGCACGCGGGCGCAAGAGCACGAGCUAGUCUGCCGCCGUCGUCCCGGCAACCCCGCGCGUCCAGCCAAAACACGAGGCGAGUUUGUAUCAAGAUUUAAGAAAAGGACUGGGGAACUUAUUAUCGCCGGCAGUUGUAGUGAACGUCUGACCUUUGACCUUCGACCCCUGUGACUUGUGGUACCUGCCUGCUUCCCGAGGACGCACGGUGUCGCUCACUACUGGACCGGACUGUGUCUCAACUUUUUAGACUUUUUAGAACUCUGAUGCUUUUCAGCCCGAACAAUGGAGUUGUUUAUACAAUUUUUUUUCCACAUGAAAAAACGUUGAAAUUGUUUUACAAACGAUUUUCCUUUUACAUAAAACUGCACAUGAGUCGAGCUGCCUCGACCUUCGAUCACCUCGACGUUGACCGUGGAUCCAGAAAAGACAAAAGCAGCCGCUUCCUGGUUCUACCUCCACACAGACUUUUAAUGAAAUAUCUUCACCAAUAUGUCAUGAAAUAUGUCGGAUCUUCUUUGCCUCCAGUAGUUCGGUAUCUCAGGACGGGUAAAAAAUGUUUUUAAAAAAGGCUACGAUCACACGUUUGAUUCAAGCAGAACAUGAAACGUGUGCACGUGAUGUAUUUAGU